This is a messenger RNA of Aspergillus wentii DTO 134E9, 1796 nucleotides long. RefSeq names its product aldehyde dehydrogenase family protein. Bases 1 to 1443 code for a protein of 480 amino acids. The transcript is spliced from 4 exons. Gene Ontology annotation, molecular function: aldehyde dehydrogenase (NAD+) activity. The record is from RefSeq and is a predicted model, not a curated record. Lineage: Eukaryota; Fungi; Ascomycota; Eurotiomycetes; Eurotiales; Aspergillaceae.
AUGGCACUCCCAUCUACCCCUCAGUGCACCAAUGCCUUUUCCAACAUCAUUAAUGGGAAACCUCGAUCCAGCCCAAUCAUCCACAAUGCCAUCGACCCUUCGACAGGAAAUCCCCUCUGGGAUGUCCCAGUAGCUUCGAACGAGGAUCUCGAAGAUGCCGUGACAUCUGCCCGUGAAGCCUUCAAAUCAUGGUCCACUACGCCCUGGGAAGAGCGUCAGGCGUGUUUGCUGGAGCUGCGAAGGGUCCUGCUCUCCUACAAGGAGGAAAUGACCGAGUUGGUUAUGACUGAAGUUGGGAGACCGCAACAGUUUGCUGCUGCAGAGGUAGAUUUGUCCGCUGACUUCUUGUUGUGUAACGCUAACAGAUCAGCACAACAAAAACUCAUCCCGGAGGUCAUCCAAGAAGACACCAACCGCCUUCUAACCACCCACUACAAACCACGCGGUAUCAUCGCUGCCAUCAUUCCCUGGAACUUCCCUCUUCUGCAGGUCGUGGCCAAGAUCGCCGCCGCCCUCGUCACAGGAAACUGCGCCAUCGUCAAGCCGUCCCCAUUUACGCCGUAUUCCGCCUUGAAGCUGGCUGAGAUGGCCGUUCCAGUCUUCCCUCCUGGUGUCUUUCAGGCCCUGAACGGAGACGAAACCACCGGUCCAGCAAUGACAGCUCAUCCGGGUAUUGAUAAAGUAUCAUUCAGCAGGUCGACAGCGACAGGGAAAAAGGUACUCGCAUCCGCCAGCUCGACCUUGAAGGCAUGCACCCUUGAACUCGGAGGAAACGAUGCAGCAAUCAUCUAUCCAGAUGUGGUUAUCAAACACACUGCAGGACAGGUCAUCAUCGGGUCCCUGUAUAACAGCGGACAGUAUUGUCUCGCUAGUAAACGGAUUUACAUCCACGAGGAUAUUUACACUGAGUUUGUGCAGGCACUUGUGGACGCAGUCCGUGAAUGCAAAGUUGGUCCUGCAAAGGAAGAUGUCAUGCUGGGUCCGUUACAGAAUGAAAUGCAGUUCAAUAAAGUCAAGGAGAUCUGGGAAGACUGCAAGGAUCAUGGAUAUGCCUUUGCUCUCGAAGGUGGACCUCGUGCUGGUCCAGGGUAUUUCUUCGAUCCGGUCAUCGUUGAUAAUCCCCCAGAGACUUCGAGGAUUGCCACGGAAGAACAAUUCGGACCAAUUCUCCCUGUUUUUACCUGGUCGGACGAAGAAGACCUCAUCUCUCGAGUUAACAAUUCGGACAACGGACUCGGUGGUUCGGUUUGGUCUACGGAUAUUCCAAAAGCACGAGGAAUGGCUGGUCGCAUUGAAGCUGGAUCCGUAUGGAUCAACAGCUUCCCAAACCCUCUCCCACAGUGUCAUCUCGUUGGUUGGAAGAGCAGUGGCGUCGGUGGCGAAUGGGGUCUACAAGGCCUCAAGGCUUACUGCAAUGUGCAAGUCCAACACGAGUAUCGAUGAGAAGAUAAAUGAUCCAGAAAAUUCAGAUUGUAUGAUAUUGUAACAAAUUAAACCAAACAAUGCUAUGUCCAAUGAAAAUAUUUACAAGCGCUAUGUACUGAUGCGGCCGUAAUGGGCAGCAGAAGCAGAUGGAGAAUAGGCCAUCAGGCUAUCAUAAAUACCACUGCCGGUCGCGGUUAAUGUCUGCCCUGACCUGCCCGCGUGUUUAUUAUGCCUCCUUCCGGCUAUCUCACACUGACUCCGGUGUUCAUCCAGAGUCAGUUGCAACUGAAAGCGGCGCGUGCCUCCAUAAACCGGCCUUUCCUCCAUAGAGCUCCAGCCCCAUGGGGGAAUCGCGGAGGGUAUCAUUCAAU